Messenger RNA from Neurospora tetrasperma FGSC 2508, 931 nucleotides. RefSeq lists its product as uncharacterized. Gene Ontology annotation, biological process: intracellular water homeostasis; monoatomic ion transport. The transcript has 4 exons. The record is from RefSeq and is a predicted model, not a curated record. Gene Ontology annotation, molecular function: mechanosensitive monoatomic ion channel activity. Bases 1 to 621 code for a protein of 206 amino acids. NCBI's taxonomy places the organism in Eukaryota, Fungi, Ascomycota, Sordariomycetes, Sordariales, Sordariaceae.
AUGCCAAGACUUGAAGACAAUCAGGUCUACGAUGAGGAAGAUGACCUCCUCAACCGCAACCGCCGGAGGGUUGUGCGUCUCUGGGAAGACUUUGUCGGGUUCGCAUUUCAGGGAAAUGUCCUCGAGAUCGCUUUUGGUUUGAUCCUAGCCACAAUGUUCACAGCCCUCGUCACCUCCUUCGUCUCCGACAUUGUCCUCCCGCCCAUCUCAGUGCUUCUCCCACUGAACAAGAACUUGGAGGAGAAAUUCGCCGUUCUCCGGUCCGGAGCCAACCACCCGGAGGAAGGGUACAAUACCCUGAAGCAGGCGCAGGCGGAUGGUGCUGUUGUUAUGGCUUACGGAUUCUUCAUGAACCGCCUCCUCAACUUCAUGGGCGUCGGCUUCUCGCUUUACAGCAUCGCCUCUAUCUACCAGUGGAUGUCCAAGGACCCCAUCAUCAAGAAGACUGUUCCUUGCCCGUACUGCUGCAAGUUUAUCAACAUUAACUCAAUCCGCUGCGUGAACUGCACCUCCUGGCUCGACGGCCGCGAAGACAUGCUCCGACCAGUCCACAUCACCCCUCCUAGCAUCACCACCACCGGCACCGCGGGCGGCGCAGGACCUUCGUCCGCUUCGAAAUAGGGACGGUGGCAUCCGGAUCGUGAUACCAACCCCAAAAACAUGAGCUUUGAUGACAUGACGACCAACAGUGCUUACCAAGGCGAUGGCUAUAGUGGGGCCGGGGCUGGGCCCAUGGGCGAUGGAGGUGCUGCUGUAGGAGGUGCUAACGGUGGUGGUGGUGGUGAUGGUGGUGACGGAGAUGGUGGUGGUGCGGCCAAUGGUACUGAUGCGGGAGGAGGAGGGCCGGUGGGAGUAACUGGCUUCGGCUUUGGUGCUGCGUCUGUGUCAUAUGGGGCUUCGGUAUCUACAAAUCGAUUCGGAUCUUUUGGGG